This is a messenger RNA of Vollenhovia emeryi, 817 nucleotides long. RefSeq names its product 40S ribosomal protein S7-like. Gene Ontology annotation, cellular component: cytosolic small ribosomal subunit; ribosome; small-subunit processome. Gene Ontology annotation, molecular function: structural constituent of ribosome. Bases 204 to 788 code for a protein of 194 amino acids. The transcript is spliced from 5 exons. Lineage: Eukaryota; Metazoa; Arthropoda; Insecta; Hymenoptera; Formicidae. The record is from RefSeq and is a predicted model, not a curated record. Gene Ontology annotation, biological process: translation; ribosomal small subunit biogenesis; rRNA processing.
ACGAUGUAUGAAAUCCCGUGUUCGCGCGACGCCGGAGAAUCCGCGGCACGCGGAACGACCGAUCUCGCUCUCGGAUCGCCCGUCCACUGCGCGAUUUCGGUGGAUUUCGACUCCGCUGUCGCGCGCCGCGCGUUCACUACAAUGCCGCGCCCCGGCGUUGUCGACGAGGGUUCGCGCGUCGGAGGACCGUCUCCAGAAUUCUGAUGUACACGUCUAAUCCGAAGAUAAUGAAGAGCGGCGGCGCGACGGAGAUCGACCAGUUCGAGGCGAGCAUCUCCAAUGCUCUUCUGGAACUGGAGAUGAACAGCGACCUGAAGUCGCAUCUAAGGGAGCUGCAUAUCACCAAGGCGAAGGAGCUGGAAACAAACAACAAGAAGUCUAUCAUCAUAUACGUACCGAUGCCGAAACUGAAGGCCUUCCAAAAGAUUCAGACCAGAUUAGUACGCGAGCUGGAGAAGAAGUUCUCUGGCAAGCACGUCAUGUUCGUCGGGGAACGUAAAAUCUUACCGAAGCCGACGAGGAAAACGCGUACGAAGAAUAAGCAGAAGCGUCCCAGGAGCCGUACGUUGACCUCGGUGUACGACGCUCUGCUGGAGGAUAUUGUCUAUCCUGUCGAGAUUGUGGGCAAACGAAUUCGAGUAAAACUCGACGGCUCGCAAGUAAUCAAAGUUCAUUUGGACAAAAAUGAACAAACAAAUAUUGAGCACAAGGUCGAUACUUUCGCUUCGGUGUACAAACAACUGACUGGACGGGAUGUAACGUUCGAGUUUCCCGAAUCUUAUGUAUGAUUUAUUAAUUAUUAAAACAUUUGAACUAA